GGAAAAAAAGUAAAGGGGUUUAAACGGAAAAGCGCAAGCAAAGACCUUAUCUAUCUAUUUGGUUAUACCUCCAACCAUCAAUGGGCACGUGUCGGUACAACCUGGGUUGCCGAAACGUCUCCCAUUGCUUCUGGGAACCUUCUGGAAAAUAAAUAAAAUAAAAAAUAAACCACCAUCGUAGCUUCUCGCGCUUUCUUUUCCGGGUUGAGAUACACCUAUCUCUUUUUCUCCUCUUUUCUCUUCUCUUCCCUACCUUCUCCUUCCCUUCCCUUCCCUUCCCUUCCCUUCCUCGCUCUAUCAUCCCUCUCUCCCCCCUUCAAUGCUUUUUAUUCCUCUUUUUUUUUUUUAUAAAAAAAAAUAAUUAAUUAAUCAAUAAAAUUUAUCAGAACUUUCUAGAACCGCUUUCGGGAAACCCCUUCUAUUCUAGGGAUUCACCUUCCGAUCCGGCCGCGAUCGGCGAUGGCACCGCCGACCGGCGACCAGACAGCGGCGACGACUGCCGGGGACGGCCAGAGGACGUUGCCGACCCCGUUCCUCACGAAAACCUACCAGCUUGUAGAUGAUCCCGCCAUCGAUGAUGUGAUCUCGUGGAACGACGACGGAUCCACCUUCAUCGUCUGGCGCCCCGCCGAGUUCGCCCGCGAUCUCCUCCCUAAAUACUUCAAGCACAACAACUUCUCUAGCUUUGUUCGCCAGCUUAACACCUACGGUUUCAGAAAGAUCGUACCCGAUCGGUGGGAGUUUGCCAACGAUUGUUUCCGGAAAGGUGAGAAGCGGCUUCUAUGCGACAUACAUCGACGGAAGAUCUCGCCGGCGGCGGCGGGUGCGACGCCGGUCCAAGCUGCUGUCACGGUCGCUGUCCCGCCAAAUCGGACUGGAUCACCGACAAACUCCGGCGACGAGCAGGUCCUUUCUUCGAACUCCUCCCCCGGCCCGCCGCAGGCGUUGGCAUCUUGCCCUUCAGGAUCCGCAAGUGCGGCGGAGCUCAUGGAUGAGAACGAACGGUUACGGAGAGAGAACUCGCAACUCUCCCAUGAGCUCAGUGAGAUGCGCACCCUCUGCGAUAACAUCCUCCUCUUGAUGUCCAAGUAUGCCUCCGCUCGCAACGGUGGCACCAGCGGCUUAACGGGGGAUUCCUCCGGCCCGCCACCACCUCCGCAGUCGACAUCGCCGGAAGAGGCUCCGGGGAGGGUGGAGGAGACGAGCAGCCCGAGACUAUUCGGCGUCCCGAUCGGGACGAAGCGUGCACGAGAAGAUGAGGGCGAGGAGCCUCAGCGCGUGAAACCGGAGCCGUUGGAUUCCGGAUCCGACCCUCAGGAUGAUCCGCAGGAUCACCAGACCUGGACCGUCUACCGCCCUCGCCCAAAUCGAAGGGUCUGCAAUGCCUUCACUGAUCACGUGACCUAGUCACGUGCCAAUCUCCUCUAGAUCCGACCCAUUUCUUUU
This is a messenger RNA of Dioscorea cayenensis subsp. rotundata (Guinea yam), 1446 nucleotides long. RefSeq names its product heat stress transcription factor B-2b-like. Gene Ontology annotation, cellular component: nucleus. Lineage: Eukaryota; Viridiplantae; Streptophyta; Magnoliopsida; Dioscoreales; Dioscoreaceae. Gene Ontology annotation, molecular function: DNA-binding transcription factor activity; RNA polymerase II cis-regulatory region sequence-specific DNA binding. Gene Ontology annotation, biological process: regulation of transcription by RNA polymerase II. Bases 460 to 1407 code for a protein of 315 amino acids. The record is from RefSeq and is a predicted model, not a curated record. The transcript has 2 exons.